Molecule: messenger RNA, 270 nt
Organism: Paramuricea clavata
Lineage: Eukaryota; Metazoa; Cnidaria; Anthozoa; Malacalcyonacea; Plexauridae
Source: the annotation of a GenBank genome assembly
AUGGAUGGCAUUUCUCAAAAAGUUGACGCGGCGUUGGCGAAUCAACGACUCAUCAUUGACUGCCUGCGAAACAACGGCUUCUUGAACCGUCUUUCCAGUACCAGAUCGUCGGUCCCUGAAGCAGCUGGGCAGAAUCGGAUCAAUUUCAUUAUCCACCUGACGAAUCACAACACUAUGUUGGAAAUGUAUACAUGUUCACGGAAAAGAACUUACAAUUGCGGAACUCGAUGCUUUGAGGAACUUCGAGAAAAAGAGAGGGACAACAGUCUC